AGUGUUGUAUAAAAGCUGUCCCGGAGACACGUGACUCCUCUCCACCGACAGCCGCUGCGCCGCCAUCAUGGACACGAGCCGUGUGCAACCCAUCAAGCUGGCCAGGGUCACCAAGGUGCUGGGCAGGACCGGCUCUCAGGGACAGUGCACGCAGGUGCGCGUGGAAUUUAUGGACGACACAAGCCGCUCCAUCAUCCGCAACGUGAAAGGCCCGGUCCGUGAGGGCGAUGUGCUAACAUUAUUGGAAUCAGAGCGAGAGGCUCGGAGGUUGCGCUGAUCUUGGUGCUGGUUCCUGGAUCUGUACUGCUCGGCCUACAGGAUGAUCUGCACUUGUUAAAUAAAUAAAGUGUUUGUAUUGUA
This is a messenger RNA of Sciurus carolinensis (gray squirrel), 360 nucleotides long. RefSeq names its product ribosomal protein S28 (gene Rps28). The transcript has 4 exons. NCBI's taxonomy places the organism in Eukaryota, Metazoa, Chordata, Mammalia, Rodentia, Sciuridae. The record is from RefSeq and is a predicted model, not a curated record. Gene Ontology annotation, molecular function: structural constituent of ribosome. The coding region runs from base 68 to 277 and encodes 69 amino acids. Gene Ontology annotation, cellular component: cytosolic small ribosomal subunit; ribosome. Gene Ontology annotation, biological process: translation; ribosomal small subunit assembly; maturation of SSU-rRNA.